CUUACUUUCCUCCAUCCUCCCUCCAUCAUCCUUUCGUCGUGCCCAAUUUCUGUAGAUUAUUGUCCACGAUUUUUGAGUUAUCGUCAGCAUUGUCAUCAAAGAUCUAGCUCUCUCUCAGCUUACCCUCUGUCAGAGUCCGCCAUGGCUUUGUACGCGAGCGUUGUCUCAUACCCGCCACUUGGGCAGUUGACUUUGCUUCCAGCCAGCGACAAGAACUUGAGCUUUGUCGUUAAUCUUAAAUCGAACAAGGUCUUCCCGAACUUCCCCUGGGAAGUCUCCCUGUGUUAUAAAUCGGCAAAUGUUAGUGGGAAGAAGUGGUCGACUGUGCCGCUGCAACUGCAAGCAAGCCCGGUAUGCAUUCUCGAGAGUAAUAUGGUAGUCAAGAAUGAUCCGAUGUUGGCAAACUACGAGAACAUCUUCAUCACGAGCAUACCCGUCGAAUUAAUGCGUCACAACCACAUCGACUUCACAAUCAAAUUCCGAGUUGAUGAGUACUCUCCAUGGCAAUGGGUCGAGGAUCAGUUUGGAACAUGCAAUGGGGAGAUUCUACUACAAAAGCCGUUAGAGAGCCCAAUGAAUCUAGAUCCAUACUUGCAUCUAGGUAGGGACUGGGAAGUGGAACAAUUGUAUGUCGACGGCAAAAGCGCAACUUUUCAUCUACAGUCGCGGACAUCCCUUCCACCCGCCACGGAAGGAGAUGCUAAGCGCGAACAAUUGGUGCUUGGGAAAGUCCCUGGUCAGUUGAGAUUCAUGGCUCUUGUUCGCCUCCUGGAGCCAUGGUUAGGACCAAGACACGGAAACGCCGAAUUCUCAGUAGAGGAGGAUGCCAUCAUGUGCUGUUUCUUGAACGAAGCCGGGCAACAUCUCACGCUGCUUCCUAUGAAUGGCAUCGGCGAUGUACAGACGCUAAUUCGAUCCGAUGAAGAGUAUAUUGUCGUGGUUGUGGCACGAAAUGAUGGUCCUGAAUCUUGUACUUUCCGAGUGAUUGCUGCUGUUGCUUCCACGAUCGAGGAAUCGAUAUCUGCAGCGGUUGAUGCAGCUCGAGAUUUCGUCACCAAUUCUAGCGAGGCAAGACAAACGGCAUCUAAUAUUACAAAGGUGAUAAACGGCGAUCCGGAAAAUUUGCGGUCAUCGCCAGUUGAAGAUUGGUGCGAUGGACUGGCGUAUUGUACAUACAACUCCCUAGGAAUGCAUCUUGACAUCUCCAAGAUUCUUAAAGGCCUAGAGUCUCUUUCGAGAGCUGGAGUGACAGUAUCUUCCAUGAUUAUAGACGAUAAAUGGCAGAAGAUUAAUGAUCAGGAGAAUCCGGAUCUGUGGCAGUGUGCCUGGGAAGAUUUUGAAGCCGACAAGAAGUGCUUUCCGAACGGCCUAAAGUCAGCAAUCACCACGAUCCGUGAAAAGCACCCAGCACUCAAGGAUAUCGCCAUCUGGCAUGCUCUCCUUGGCUACUGGGGCGGUAUGUCGCCCAGUGGCCACAUUUCCCAAAAAUACCGAAUGAUUCAAGACAAGGCUCUUCUUCAGGGCCAUGUACCAGCUGUUAUUCACACCGUCCAUCCUGAAGAUGUCUAUAGGAUGUACGACGACUUCUAUAGCUUCUUGUCCUCGUGCGGAAUCACAUCGGUCAAGACCGAUGUCCAAUUUAUGAUCGAUCAAUUCCAGUCAACCAAAAUUCGAGGAUCCGUCCCGACAGCAUACCAAUCUGCCUGGACCACGGCGCACCUUCGGCACUUCCAAGGUAAAGCAAUUAGCUGUAUGAGCAUGAUCCCUCAGAUCCUCUUCCACUCAUUCCUCCCGACGAACAAUCCUGUCUGCGUUAUGCGAAACAGUGACGACUUCUUUCCAGAGAUUCGGUCGAGCCAUCCUCGCCAUCUCUUCCUCAACGCACAUAACGCCCUAUUCACGCAGAACCUCAACGUCCUGCCUGAUUGGGACAUGUUCCAGACAUCGCAUCCCUACUCGAGAUUCCACGCAGCUGCAAGAUGCAUUUCGGGUGGUCCCGUGUACAUAACGGAUUCUCCAAACGAGCAUGAUAUCGAACUCAUUCAUGAAAUGUCAGCACCAGAUCAGCACGGCAGGACUAUCAUUCUACGACCCACCAAUGUUGCCCGCACCAUCAGUGCCUAUGAUGCAUACUCUGAGGGACACUUGCUCAAAAUUGGAACGACUACGGGAGAGGGACGCCAUCAAGCCAGCAUUCUUGGUGUCUUUAAUAUCUCCGAGCAUGAAAAGACCUUUAUGCUCAAUGUUAACGAGAUCCUAAGCACAGCUUCAGAGCUACCGGCGGGCAAAGCUUUGAUCCGUUGUUACCGAAACUCGCUGACCUUCCCUCCCGUCGACCUCGCACAAUCGUAUACAUCGCCAUUGGUGAUCCAUGGCACCCUUAAUAGCUGCGAAUCAGACAUCUUCUCAGCUCAUCCUAUCCACGAAGUUGCACUAAUGGAUUCACUCGUCUCAGUUGCCGUGUUGGGACUGCUGGGAAAGAUGACGGGUGCAGCUGCCGUGUUGUCGGUUUGCAGCACCGUUGUCGACGACCUUAUCCGACUUGAUAUCGGCCUAAAGGCCCUGGGAAGGCUUGGCGUCUGGAUGGCUGAAUCAAGAGCAGGAUCUCGGCGGGUGUCUCCUAGUGAGAUGACUGCAAUGGUUCAGGGAACUGCUAUUCCGAAACGAUACCUGCUCAUAACUAGCGAUGCGAAUGGGUAUCAGGUUGAUAUUGAUUUGCUAACCGCUUGGAGAGACCUAGGCCUGCAGGGCUCUGACAGCAAAGAGAUCAGUGUCACGUUGUGGAUAUAGGUUUAAUGGCGUUUUCCGGGCGGGUUUGGUCAGAUUAGUUUCCGUAGGUUAGAUAGGUGUUGGGAUGGUUCAGAAUUAAAUGUGACUGAGAG
Pseudogymnoascus verrucosus is the source of this 2882-nucleotide messenger RNA. RefSeq lists its product as uncharacterized. The transcript has 2 exons. The record is from RefSeq and is a predicted model, not a curated record. Lineage: Eukaryota; Fungi; Ascomycota; Leotiomycetes; Thelebolales; Thelebolaceae. Bases 142 to 2790 code for a protein of 882 amino acids.